This is a messenger RNA of Harmonia axyridis, 2642 nucleotides long. It is a transcript of the gene l(2)dtl, whose product is annotated as protein lethal(2)denticleless. Gene Ontology annotation, biological process: mitotic G2 DNA damage checkpoint signaling; proteasome-mediated ubiquitin-dependent protein catabolic process. Gene Ontology annotation, molecular function: protein binding; protein-macromolecule adaptor activity. Bases 156 to 1994 code for a protein of 612 amino acids. The record is from RefSeq and is a predicted model, not a curated record. NCBI's taxonomy places the organism in Eukaryota, Metazoa, Arthropoda, Insecta, Coleoptera, Coccinellidae. The transcript is spliced from 3 exons. Gene Ontology annotation, cellular component: nucleus.
AUUCUAUGAAUUUAUAUUGAAGUCAUGAAUACAAACUGUUGAAAAUAUAAAAUUUCCCGCUUAUUUCAUUAUUUUAACCUAGAAGUGAAGUUCAAUUACUUGUAUUAGGAAUUAAUUGGUUCGUUAAUUACAACAAUUGAGUGCAAAAUGCAACUAUGCAUCCAGUAAUAAGUCAUUGGGAUCAACAGUAUGGUUAUGCGAAGAACAAUUAUUUUGAGCCUUAUUUGGAACGGUUGAGAUGUUUAGGAAAUGACAAUUUCUCACAAUUAUAUCCUUAUGAAGACAUUAUUCCAGAUUCGCCAAUUUUUGCUUGUAAAUUCUCUGGAAGGACUAAUUUCGAACAUAUUUUGGCACUAGCUAAUGAAGAUGGUAAAAUAGGCAUUCAAAACAUUAAAAAAGGGCAGGAAAGAAUAGGACUACGUGCGCAUAAUAACGCAAUUUUUGAUUUAACAUGGCUCUUCCAACAGAUGAAAAUAGUAACUGCCUCAGGAGACCACAGUAGCAAACUUUACGAUAUUUCAAGUUCUGGAAUUAGAGAAGAGACUACUUACUUAAAACAUGAAAGAUCAGUGAAGACUGUGGCAUCUAGUAGAGAUGAUCCUGGUAUAUUUGCUACAGGUGGUCGUGAUGGUAAUAUCAUUGUUUGGGAUAUUCGAGCAGAAAAUGCUGCUAAUAGUUCUUUAAUUGGAAAGAGUGAUAUCCUCAUUAGCAAAUCACAUGUCACCAAAGCUGUAACACCUUCAAGAUCUAAAAAAAAUAUUGUGUUAUGCAGCCAAAAUAACUCUGUAACAGGUCUAGUGUUUAAGAAUUCUAAUACCUUAAUAUCCUGUGGUGCUGGAGAUGGGUGCAUUAAGGUAUGGGACCUUAGAAAAACACACUAUAAUAGCAAACGGGAUCCCUUACCUAAAUAUACAUUACCUUAUCCAGGUAAAUCAGCUAGACAUGGAUACAGUAAUCUAGUUAUAGAUCCUAAUAAUACCAAACUUUAUGUGAAUUGUCUUGAUAACAACAUUUAUUGUUAUAACAUUGGAACAUAUGACACUACUCCUAUAAUGACCUACACAGGUCAUCAAAAUAAUACUUUUUACAUCAAGUCAGCUCUUAGUAGAGACGGUUCUUAUUUAAUAAGUGGAAGUAGUGACGAAUGCGCAUACAUUUGGAAUUUGAAAAAUCCCGAACCGAUUUGCAAGUUGACUGGACAUACGGCAGAGGUUACUUGUGUUGCAUGGUAUCAACAUGCUGAAAUGUGUAUUGUGACUUGCUCAGAUGAUAUAAAACACAAGUUGUGGAGAAUAGGAACUGAAGACUUACCUGAAAAUUUUGAAAUUGAUGGCCAAGGUAAAACAGAAACUUUGCCUUCAUUUAACAAAUCGAAUAGAAUCAAUUUGAAGAGAAACCAUGCGAACUCACAAAUUUUCAAGGAAGUUCCGAAAAAAUUCAUAAACUCGUGUGAAAAAUGCUUAUGUGGUACUGACAAUGACAGGUUUUGUAAAAGUUGCAAUCACUCGAAUAAAAGGAAAACCGAUGACCAAACGAAAGAUCCAAAUAAGAGACUUCACAGUCAAUUUGGGCCUCGUAAACUGUUUGACAAUUUAGUUGAUUUACCGAAUAAUGAUCAUAAUCCUAACAAAAGGAAAUUCAGUGAUCUUUCCCCCUUGAAGGGUUUACCUAAUUUUGUUAUAGAUGGAGUAGCUCCUCAUCUGAAUUUUUCGCCACCAAAGAAAAAACAUUGUGAUUGGCUUACCAAAUUAAGAAUUGAACAUAGUUUUAAGAGGAAAAUGUUAGAGAAUUCUUGUGAUUUAAACUCAAAAAUUACUAAAAUAGAGACCACACCCAAAAAUAAGACCCCAACUAGAACCAUAGCACAGAGGAGUCCUCUUCUUAAAUAUUUUAAAAUGACAAAUAAUAGUUCUAAGUGUGACAAACAUUCUUCUGCAUUGAAAAAGUGUAAUGAUUGUGAUAGUUUGAAUAAUAUUGAUAGUAUUCCCAAGUAAUAUGAUUCAAGUGGAGUUCAAUUUAAAGUUUUAGACUAGUUAAUUUAUGCACUUUAUUGGUAAAUGAUAUUUAUAUAACUAUUUCAUAACUAAGUGUACCUAUACAGGAUAGUUGAUAAAUAAACAACUUAACUGUUGCUUACAUUUGCUGCAGAAGAAGUGAAAUUUUCAUUUUAUUCUAGCAUUUCAUAUCAAUUUCUUUGAAUUUUGCAAAAAUUCGAAUUCAAUUUCAUUUUAAUAAUUCAUAUUUUUGGUAAAUUUUCAACUUCUUAUUAUUCUAACUAUCUGUUUCCUUUAGAAAAUACAAUUAUUACUAUUAUUCAUGUCUAAUAACAUAUUAAGAUGAAAUUAAAAUAUAUGCUUCUAGUAAAACAUUCAUUAAUAGACUGAAUUGGAAUCUCAUGAUUCCAUACUUCUCAAUGUUCAAUGUAUCGAAUUGGCUCAUCAAAUAAUAAUAUUAUGAUGUAGUUUUAUGUAGUACUUGUCAUUAAUAUUAUGCAAAUACUAGUUAUUGAUCUCUCUAUUUUAUUUUUCUUAUGAAAUACUGGCAUUCAUAAAAAAUGUCCUUAUUACUCAUUUGUAAAUUUUUGCUGUAAAUAGACUGUGUGCUUCGUCAGAAAUAUUUAAUAUAAACAAUAUUUUCCAAUU